AUGGACAAAAGCACUCUGACCGUAUCAUCAGAGAUAGGUAGGCUCUGCCACGUGAUACUCGUUCUCGUGGUUCACGUUAUGCUCACGGGAAGGAAUACAUAUCCAGAAGAUGUAAGGUGCGACACGAAUGGAGAAUGGGCUGGUGGGGCAGUUCCUUAUGAACGUGUCUCAAAUUCAAAGACUCGGCAUUCCAUAGAAAACCGGGAUCAUCAGGAAUCUGUGGAGGCUCACACUAGUUCGGAGCGUCAAAAUAAGAAAGCAGCUAGUGUUGUUAUCUCACCGGCGGUACAACAUUUACCAAUGGAAGACAAUGUUACUAUAAGAUCUAGGGGUGUGGCUAGUUCUCUUUGCUUCGAUCAGCAGGAGGUUGUGGGUGAGAAUGAACAAAUUAUUGGAGCACUCUCAGAUAUGGAAGUUAACGAAUUAAACGAAGGAGAUAUCG
Molecule: messenger RNA, 442 nt
Organism: Eruca vesicaria subsp. sativa (arugula)
Lineage: Eukaryota; Viridiplantae; Streptophyta; Magnoliopsida; Brassicales; Brassicaceae
Source: the annotation of a GenBank genome assembly